Messenger RNA from Dovyalis caffra, 384 nucleotides. The record is from the annotation of a GenBank genome assembly. NCBI's taxonomy places the organism in Eukaryota, Viridiplantae, Streptophyta, Magnoliopsida, Malpighiales, Salicaceae.
AUGGCGCGAUACCGUAAUACGUAUAACACAAAGAGAACGCUUCGCCGAUCACCAAAAAUGGUGCUGGUAUCGGCCGCACGUGAUUAUGUAAACCGGAUGUUGCAGGACAUCUCCGGCAUGAAGGUUCUCAUUCUUGAUUCUCAAACGGUUAGUAUUGUAAGCGUUGUGUAUUCACAAUCAGAGUUACUUCAAAAGGAAGUAUUUUUGGUAGAAUUGGUAGAUUCUAUAUCGAAGUCGAAAGAAUCAAUGUCACAUCUUAAAGCAGUUUACUUCCUUCGGCCAAUAUCAGAAAAUAUUCAGAAUUUGCGGCGUCAGCUGGCAAAUCCUAGAUUCGGAGAGAGUCAUUUAUGUAAGUUCUUAUUGAAGUGUUUGGAGUUUCGGUAA